AUCAUAUAGAUAUGACGACGUACAGGAAAACUUGGGAUAAAGAUGAAUAUGCUCAGAAAGCGAAAGACCGACUUGUCGCAGAAAAUGAACCAGAAAUCGUAUCGGAGAGGAAGGUUAAAAGAGAACUUCUUAGACCUAGAGACCACAAGGUCGAUCUAGACUCCAAGUUGGGGAAGACUAUGGUGGUAACAAAAGACAGUCCCAGCGCAAUGCAAGGAGGCUAUUACUGCAAAGUUUGUGAUUGUGUUGUUAAAGAUUCCAUCAACUAUCUGGAUCAUAUCAACGGCAAAAAACAUCAACGAAAUUUAGGAAUGUCGAUGAAAGUAGAGAGAUCAACUUUAGAGCAGGUCCGAGCCAGAUUUGAUAAAAAUAAACGAAAGAGGGAGGACGAUGAGAAAAAUAAAGCGGAGGACUACGACCUUGAAGCUCGAGCUCAGGAGCGACAAGAGGAGGAGGAGCGGCAGAGAGCACUGAAACGCCAGCGAAAGAAGGACAAGAAGCGGGCCGUGGCCGGGGCGGGGGAGGAGGAACUGGAUCCUGAACUUGCUGCAAUAAUGGGGUUCGGCGGCUUUGGAAAGUAGCCGGGAAACAAUUUAAUGCCUUGAUCAGAAACGUACAUGGUACAAGUGUCGAGCACUUCAUGUUAAAGCUAAUCUGGUGUUAAUUAUGCUAAUAUGGUGUUAAUUAUGCUAAUCUGGUGUUAUUUAUGCGUUUAACAAUCAUCUCAACAGAGGAAUAUAAUUUCAUGACCAGUUUAAUCGGUUGGGACUGCAACGAACAAGUACCAUAUUUAAUCUUUAACCAGUCGAGAUUUUCCUUUUUACCUAAUCAUGUUAAUAGACUCACAUGUGAAUGAAGUUAUCUGAAUAUUUACAACAAUUCGCUCUUAUGAUACCAACAUGAGA
Bolinopsis microptera is the source of this 905-nucleotide messenger RNA. RefSeq names its product zinc finger matrin-type protein 2-like. Bases 12 to 581 code for a protein of 189 amino acids. Gene Ontology annotation, biological process: mRNA splicing, via spliceosome. Gene Ontology annotation, molecular function: nucleic acid binding; protein binding; zinc ion binding. Gene Ontology annotation, cellular component: nucleus; spliceosomal complex; U4/U6 x U5 tri-snRNP complex. The transcript has 5 exons. Lineage: Eukaryota; Metazoa; Ctenophora; Tentaculata; Lobata; Bolinopsidae. The record is from RefSeq and is a predicted model, not a curated record.